Messenger RNA from Pseudomassariella vexata, 1050 nucleotides. RefSeq lists its product as uncharacterized. The record is from RefSeq and is a predicted model, not a curated record. Gene Ontology annotation, molecular function: oxidoreductase activity, acting on NAD(P)H. Bases 1 to 1050 code for a protein of 349 amino acids. The transcript is spliced from 3 exons. Lineage: Eukaryota; Fungi; Ascomycota; Sordariomycetes; Amphisphaeriales; Pseudomassariaceae.
AUGUCGUCCUCCGCCUCCCAGUCAACCCGCGCCAUCUACCUCGACUCCACGGGCACCCUCUCCAUCUGCUCCAUCCCAUCCCCUUACACCCCAACCGCCGACCUGCGCCACUUCUACAUCGGCGAACACUCGUACAUAACCGAAUACGACUUCAUUGGCCCCGUGGUCUCGACUAGUCCCGGCUCUCCCUUUCAAGUUGGCGACGUCGUCUUCGGCCUGGCAGGCUUCUCUCGCCAGCGUCCGUCGUCCGACGGCGCGCACCAGGACUUCUUCCUGGCCGAGGCCGAGGGGACGUUCAAGCUGCCCGCUGACGUAAGGUCGACUCUGGACGAGCUGACGCAGGUUGUUAGCUGGCCGGUCGGGGUGCAGACCGCGGUCGACACCCUCUUCAAUAGUUUGGAUUUUGCGUUCCCGCCUGUGGCUUCGGUCAAGGGGGCUGAUCCGAAGGGGAGGAGUAUACUUAUUGGCGGCUCCUCAAUCGUUGGCCUAUUCACCAUCCAACUCGCCAAAAUCGCCGGCUUCUUUCCCAUCUACACCACCGCCUCACCCCACAACCAUGCCACUCUUCUCGAGCUCGGCGCAACGGCCUGCUUCGACUACCGCUCCCCCACCGUCGUAGACGACAUCCGCGCCGCCGCCCUCGCCAGCGGCAAGGAACUCACCGUUGCCUUCAACGCCGUAACCCAGGGAACGAGCUUCGGCAAUCCUCCCUCGGAUAAGCCCUUGGACGUGUCCCAGGUCUCCUUCACACUUGCCCGGCGCUGCCUGACCGAAGGCAGCAACGACGGCUUACGGCUGUGCGCCAGCUUGAAGGUCGAGGACGAUCCCAACUGGAGCUUUUGCCUUGCAGUGCGUCCGGCUGAGGUCUGGCCCGAGUACCAUGUCCGAAUGAAGGCUAUACUGGAGUGGGUGUAUGCGAACCACAAGACGGCCAUCAAAGUUCCUAAGAUCCGGGUUAUCAAGGGGGCAGAGGAGGGAAUCAAGGCUAUUUAUGAUGUCUUUGAAGGCAGGGUUAGUAUGGAGAAAGUUGUCAUUGAGCAUCCUAUGUAG